This is a messenger RNA of Jatropha curcas, 2323 nucleotides long. The record is from RefSeq and is a predicted model, not a curated record. Lineage: Eukaryota; Viridiplantae; Streptophyta; Magnoliopsida; Malpighiales; Euphorbiaceae.
UCGUUGUUAGUCAGAGAGAGGCAGGGCCCCGUUGAACUUCAAAAACUGGCAGCUCCUCGGUUCUUUACGCCACAGCCUUCGCAGUUGGUAAACAGCCAAAAAGCCUCCUCUGCCGUUUUUCUUGUUACUCCCUCUGUUUCUAUCUCUCUCCCGCUCCCUCGUUCUCUUCGCUCUCUUCCAUUACAUUGAGCUCCUUUCUCAUUCUCCAAACAAACAAUAAAAAGUGAGAGAAAAAACUCAUACACACAUUUUACUUUGAAGUGAAAAGGCAUCGAAAUCUUCGCUUUUUUCAUGGAGUGUAUCUCGCAUGUUUCGAUCGCUGGUCCUAAACUUACUUCUCUUCAUCACUUAAAGCCUUCUCUUCACUUUCAUCGCUCCCGUGGCUUCUCUUUAUCGAAUUAUCACGUUUUCAGGCCGAAUUUGAGUAGAAUCGCUAAGAGAAUUGGCGUCUUUGCUGAGAUUAGCAAGCAGAAUUCGUCGAUUGAUUUUAGCGAUGCUGACUGGAAAAUUAAGUACCAAGAAGAUUUCGAAAGGCGGUUUAAUAUUCCUCAUAUCACAGAUGUAUUUCCUGAUGCACAGCCUAUUCCCUCUACAUUUUGUCUCAAGAUGAGGACUCCACUUUUAGAGGAUUUUGCAGGUGGUUAUCCAUCUGAUGAGGAGUGGCAUGGUUACAUCAACAAUAAUGAUAGGGUGCUUUUGAAGGUUAUAAAGUUCUCAUCUCCAUCAUCUGCUGGAGCUGAGUGCAUCGAUCCUGGUUGUAGUUGGGUAGAACAAUGGGUUCAUUGUGCUGGACCUCGGGAAAAAAGAUUAAUUUACAUUCUAAACUUUAUCAUAUUUUGCAAUGGAUAUGGUACUGAAAACUUGACAGGGUUCAUUGUGCUGGACCUCGGGAAAAAGGUUCAUGAUGUCAUAAGACAGAUUGUAAUUACUCUUGAGAUAUAUGGUGUCAAAAAGAUAGUGGGAAUUCCUUUUGGUUAUCGUGGAUUUUCAGACAAUGACUUGAGUGAAAUGCCGCUAUCGAGGAAAGUAGUUCAAAAUGUUCAUCUUUCGGGUGGAAGCUUGUUAGGAGUUUCACGUGGAUCACCCAGUGUUAGUGACAUGGUUGACAGUAUGGAGGAGAGGGGAAUCAACAUGCUUUUUGUGUUGGGUGGGAACGGUACACAUGCUGGAGCUAAUGCAAUACACAAUGAGUGCCGUAAAAGAAGGUUGAAAGUGGCUGUAGUUGGUGUUCCAAAGACCAUAGACAAUGAUAUUUUGAUGAUGGACAAAACCUUUGGUUUUGACACUGCUGUUGAAGAGGCACAACGGGCUAUAAAUUCUGCAUAUAUUGAGGCACAUAGUGCUUAUCAUGGUAUUGGAGUUGUGAAAUUGAUGGGUCGUAGCAGUGGAUUCAUAGCCAUGCAUGCAGCCCUAGCUAGUGGGCAAAUCGACAUAUGUUUGAUUCCAGAGGUACCUUUUCAUUUGCAUGGGCCUCAUGGUGUUCUGAGGCAUUUGAAAUACCUACUUGAGACAAAGGGAUCAGCUGUGGUCUGUGUAGCAGAGGGAGCUGGACAGAGUUUUCUUCGGAAAACUAAUGCUACUGACGCAUCUGGAAACAUUGUGCUUGGAGAUAUUGGGGUACACAUUCAACAAGAGACAAAAAAAUAUUUUAAGGAGAUUGGUGUCCACGCUGAUGUGAAGUACAUUGAUCCAACAUACAUGAUCCGCGCAUGCCGUGCAAAUGCAUCAGAUGGAAUCUUAUGUACUGUUCUUGGACAAAAUGCUGUCCAUGGUGCAUUUGCUGGCUACAGCGGAAUUACAGUAGGCAUAUGCAACACUCACUACGUCUACUUUCCCAUUCCUGAAGUUAUUUCUUAUCCUAGGGCAGUAGAUCCUAACAGCCGCAUGUGGCAUCGUUGCUUGACUUCAACAGGCCAACCUGACUUCAUAUAAUUACCAAAACCUUCUAAUUUAUGCAAAAGAACUAAAUUUUUAUUCAGUCACAGAAUGCCAGCUUAAGUGGACAUCAAUCAGCUAGAAACUUCUCAUUUUAGGCUGUUCAAAUAAUAGAGGAUUAAUUUUCCUCAAAAUGAGAUAAAUUAUUUAGUGUAUAGUAGUAUUUCAUGUGCCAGUUUUCUGAAUCACCUAGGCACCAUUGUAAUAAGAUGGUAUAGGAAAUUACCCGAGCGAUUCGUGCUCGACUCUGAUCCAUUGUAUAAUUUGCUUGUAACUGUAUUUAUUCAUACAUCAAAAUUUUUGCAGUUCAUUACAUUACUAGACUGAGUUUAUGUAAACUAGCUCGAAUUCCUAUUUAAUUUUAAGAAUCUCUCCUAGAAAUUUGUCA